AUGAUGUACAACGAUUUGUAUACAGAAUUGCCCAUGAAAUGUCCCAAAACUGACGCCUCAUUUAUAUCUCGGCUGACAUUUUCAUGGUUUACGCCAAUGAUUAUGAAUGGCUAUCGAAACACACUGACCGCUGAAGACAUGUGGCCACUGGAGGCCCACAAUACGGCCGAUGAUUGUGUUCAACAAUUCAACAAACACUGGCGCCCAGUGACGGAAAACAAGGUGAACGGGUCGGUCAAUAUAUUGGGUCCAAUUCUAAAGACAUACGGUCCGAGUUUAGCGCUUAAUUCGUUGUUAAAACUGUUGUCAACUCUACUUACACUCUCGCAACCCGUAAUACUCGACCGAUUGAUCGGGUUUUUGACUGCCAGUGGCCCCACAGUGACCGCAACCGAACCCGAUUGGGUCGGCUAUAGUUAUGCGCUGUUAUUAUUUAUGUGUCCGGUGUUGGCCUCAGUGCUGGACGCACAGCACGGCUACUGGUCUGAUGUGAUGGGAAUGCGUAUCCGGACAUCGAUUACGUCUAUAUUAUAUGAAAAAACAGUAAAACUGUCGACCGAUGGCCGCAAACACACCACCGCCGGUGAUCUGGUAAACAUGGUAUCCAAAGACAUGACGUUUAUCACGCUUUUCCUAACGCUAUACGACAUAAUAUGGUCGAGUCCGCUCAAAUUGAUAGUAUCGAUCGGCUUGUUGUGGGCACAGUUGGGUGCGGCCAGUCUGGUGGGUGUGAUCAUUAUCGUAAUUAUUGUGCCCAUCAAUACCUACAGAACUACAAUUAAGAGCCGCCUUUUGGCUGAGCUACAAAAGCUGACCGCCCGUCGAGUGUCCGUUAUUACCGAGAUAUUAAACCACAUAAAAGCGUUGAAGUUAUACGCGUGGGAACAGUGUUUUAUGGAUAAGGUGUCGGCCCUUAGGGAUAGGGAAGUAAAAAUGUUGGACCAGUUCUUAAGGACUCCUAUUGUCGUCAAAAACAGUUCAUUCAAAUGGGAUAACAAUUGCGACGAUUCUGUGCUCAAGAAUAUCAAUAUAGAGAUAGAGAGUCAGUCAUUGGUGGCAGUUGUGGGUCGUGUGGGCGCCGGCAAGUCGUCCCUAUUAUCGGCUUUAUUGGCAGAUAUGGACAAAAGUGAGGGCUCUGUGAAUGUGAGCGGACGGACAGCUUAUUGUCCACAACAGGCGUGGAUUCAAAACACAACUCUUCGACAGAAUAUUCUGUUUAACAAUAAAUUGAAUGAAAAGUUUUAUAACAAAGUUCUCGAUUCGUGUGCUUUAAGACCCGAUUUGUCGAUCUUUUCGGCCGAAGAUAUGACAGAAAUCGGAGAAAAAGGGAUCAAUUUGUCCGGCGGUCAGAAACAGAGGGUUUCACUCGCGAGGGCUGUCUAUUCCUCGGCAGACAUAUAUCUAUUGGACGAUCCGUUGAGUGCUGUCGACCCACACGUCGGACGACAUCUAUUUGACCAAACAAUUGGUCCGAAAGGACUUCUUCGCCACAAAACACGUGUUUUAGUGACAAAUAAGGCUCCGCUCAAAUUGAUAGUAUCAAUCGGCUUGUUGUGGGCACAGUUGGGUGCGGCCAGUCUGGUGGGUGUGAUCAUUAUCGUAAUUAUUGUGCCCAUCAAUACCUACAGAACUACAAUUAAGAGCCGCCUUUUGGCUGAGCUACAAAAGCUGACCGCCCGUCGAGUGUCCGUUAUUACCGAGAUAUUAAACCACAUAAAAGUGUUGAAGUUAUACGCGUGGGAACAGUGUUUUAUGGAUAAGGUGUCGGCCCUUAGGGAUAGGGAAGUAAAAAUGUUGGACCAGUUCUUAAGUAACCACCGUCAACACCCAGCACACCCGCGGCCGUUCAGCAGGGAUAAUAGCCGAAAUAACCCAGAUAUGGACAAAAGUGAGGGCUCUGUGAAUGUGAGCGGACGGACAGCUUAUUGUCCACAACAGGCGUGGAUUCAAAACACAACUCUUCGACAGAAUAUUCUGUUUAACAAUAAAUUGAAUGAAAAGUUUUAUAACAAAGUUCUCGAUUCGUGUGCUUUAAGACCCGAUUUGUCGAUCUUUUCGGCCGAAGAUAUGACAGAAAUCGGAGAAAAAGGGAUCAAUUUGUCCGGCGGUCAGAAACAGAGGGUUUCACUCGCGAGGGCUGUCUAUUCCUCGGCAGACAUAUAUCUAUUGGACAAUCCGUUGAGUGCUGUCGACCCACACGUCGGACGACAUCUAUUUGACCAAACAAUUGGUCCGAAAGGACUUCUUCGCCACAAAACACGUGUUUUAGUGACAAAUAAGGCGUCAGUUUUGCCAGAAGUGGACAAAAUAAUUGUCUUAAAAGAGGGAUCCGUUUGUGAUUUCGGAUCAUUUGAUGAACUGAUGGCCAAAAGGAUCAAUUUGUCCGGCGGUCAGAAACAGAGGGUUUCACUCGCGAGGGCUGUCUAUUCCUCGGCAGACAUAUAUCUAUUGGACGAUCCGUUGAGUGCUGUCGACCCACACGUCGGACGACAUCUAUUUGACCAAACAAUUGGUCCGAAAGGACUUCUUCGCCACAAAACACGUGUUUUAGUGACAAAUAAGGCGUCAGUUUUGCCAGAAGUGGACAAAAUAAUUGUCUUAAAAGAGGGAUCCGUUUGUGAUUUCGGAUUAUUUGAUGAACUGAUGGCCAAAAGUGGAGAAUUCGCUGAAUUUGUCGCCGAAUAUGUUGUAAAACAGGAAUCCGAAGACAUCGAUGAGAAAGAGCGACAAAUUCUGGCAAAACUGAGACAAACAGUGAAACCAUUAAUUGGGAGACGAGAUUCACAUCAAUCCGAUGCCACAGAAGACAGUGUCCAUCGGCUAAGACGUCAGAUAUCCGGGAAUCAUAUCAAUAAACCGAUUAAUGGACACAAUUGCCGACAACUGAAUGGCAAACUGAUCCGAGAUGAAGCCACAGAGGCUCCUACAGCUCAAAUGGACGUGGUUAAGAAAUACGCUCAAUUGAUUGGCUACCGAUGGAUAGUCACUAUACUAUUGCUAUAUAUUGUUGGCAAUGCGGGGACAGUGGCGUCGGGUCUGUGGCUUAGCCAAUGGUCUACCGAUGCUGUCGGUCACGACACAUCUGACCAGAGCUGGUGGCGUAACCAUAGACUGGCUAUGUUUGCAAUGUUUGGCUUAAUUGAAAUGAUGUUCAUUGUUUGCGCUCAACUGACCGUUAGUAUGGCCUGUGUUUCCGCUGCCAAACAAUUGCAUAAUCUUAUGAUUGAACGUAUGAUGAGAGCGACCAUCAAUUACUUCGACACAACACUAAUUGGUCGUACGCUCAACCCUUUCGCCGAAGACAUGAAUCUGAUUGACACCGAAAUCUAUUUUCACUUCAGACUAACGUUUAGAAAUUUUUUCACAACAAUCGUAUCGUUAAUUAUGGUAUCAUUGAAAACACCACUAAUACUGCUGGCAAUCCUACCCAUAAUCGCGGUGUACGUGUGGUGUCAAAGGCUAUACAUCGCAAGCCUACGACAGAUGCGAUAUAUGGACUCCGGCGCCCGAACACACAUUAUAAGCCACUUCGCGGAGGUAUACAACGGGACGGCAGUUAUCCGGGCGUUUGGCGCCGACCGUCACAUUCGCCGGGAGUCGCGCCGACGUCUUGACGCUCACAACACGUGUCAAUACGCGCUACUCGUGUCCAAGCGAUGGCUGGCCGUACGGCUCGAGCUGUUGGGCUAUAGUAUAGUGUUAUUGUCGGCGGUGUUUGCCGUCGCCUUCAGGCAUACGGUGGACGCCGGAGUGGCCGCUCUGGCCAUCACUUAUGCCGCGAACAUCACUCAUGUUAUGGGAAGGUUUGUGUUGGGAUUGACCGACACUGAGACCGAUAGAAUGGCUGUCGAGAGGUGUUUGGCGUUAACGCAAAUACCAAUUGAGGCCGAGUGGUAUAAAAAGGUCAAACCUGCGACCGAUUGGCCGACAAUGGGUUGCAUUGAGUUUACAGACUAUUGCACUAAAUAUAGAGAAGGUUUGGAUUUAGUGCUCAAAGACAUAGCAAUUGACAUAAAAGGCAGACAAAGAGUUGCAAUCGUCGGCCGCACCGGCGCUGGAAAGUCGUCCCUCGCGUUGGCUCUCUUCAGACUCAUUGAGCCGACGGCCGGAACCGUUACCAUCGAUGGCGUCGACUGCUCUACCAUUGGUUUGCAGGAC
Molecule: messenger RNA, 4158 nt
Organism: Medioppia subpectinata
Lineage: Eukaryota; Metazoa; Arthropoda; Arachnida; Sarcoptiformes; Oppiidae
Source: the annotation of a GenBank genome assembly